Gloeophyllum trabeum ATCC 11539 is the source of this 969-nucleotide messenger RNA. RefSeq names its product Thi4-domain-containing protein. The transcript is spliced from 4 exons. Gene Ontology annotation, biological process: thiamine biosynthetic process. NCBI's taxonomy places the organism in Eukaryota, Fungi, Basidiomycota, Agaricomycetes, Gloeophyllales, Gloeophyllaceae. Bases 1 to 969 code for a protein of 322 amino acids. The record is from RefSeq and is a predicted model, not a curated record.
AUGGCUCCCCCCGUCGCCACCUACUCUAGUCCCAUCGACGAGCCCAUCCUGCAGGCGAAGAAGAAUGGCGCUCAGAUUAACAACAAGAUCUCGUACGAGGUCCUUGAGGACUACGACGGUGGCUACCGUUUUGCCCCCAUUGAGGAGGCUCAGGUCUCGAGGGCAAUGAUCAAGCGGUACUUCAACACGAUGUACGAGCGAGCCGUCUCGGACGUGGUCAUUAUCGGCGCUGGUAGCGCGGGUCUUUCUUGCGCAUACCACCUUGCGAAGACCCGUCCUGACCUGAAAAUCACGAUCAUCGAGGCCGGCGUCGCACCGGGUGGAGGCGCCUGGCUUGGAGGUCAGCUCAUGACUCCGAUGGUUGUCCGGAAACCCGCGGACCGCUUCCUCACGGAAAUCGGCGUGCCCUUCGAGGACGAGGGCAACUUCGUCGUCGUCAAGCACGCAGCGCUGUUCACUUCGACUGUGCUGUCGAAGGUCCUCGCCAUGCCUAACGUCGUCCUCAUGAACGCGACCGCGGUGGAGGACCUCAUCAUCCGCCCGGACUCGAAGGGCGUGCAGCGCGUCUCCGGCGUUGUCACGAACUGGACUCUGGUCGCGCUCAACCACGACACGCAGAGCUGCAUGGACCCGAACGUCAUUACGGCCCCUGUCAUCGUAUCGGCGACGGGCCAUGACGGACCGAUGGGCGCGUUUUCGGCGAAGAGGCUGGUCAGUGCUGGGCUGCUGAAGGAGCUCGGCAACAUGAGGUGCUUGGACAUGAACCGCGCGGAGCCUGCCAUCGUCAAUGGCACCCGCGAAGUCGUCCCUGGUAUGAUCAUGACCGGUAUGGAGCUCUCUGAGCACGACGGCUCAAACCGGAUGGGCCCGACGUUCGGUGCUAUGAUGGCAAGCGGUAUAAAGGCCGCGAAGGAGGCCAUUCGUGUCCUUGACUCGCACGAGAUUGUCGAGGGCAAGAUCGUCGCUUAA